Messenger RNA from Dermatophagoides pteronyssinus (European house dust mite), 2402 nucleotides. RefSeq names its product protein KRI1 homolog. Gene Ontology annotation, biological process: endonucleolytic cleavage in ITS1 to separate SSU-rRNA from 5.8S rRNA and LSU-rRNA from tricistronic rRNA transcript (SSU-rRNA, 5.8S rRNA, LSU-rRNA). NCBI's taxonomy places the organism in Eukaryota, Metazoa, Arthropoda, Arachnida, Sarcoptiformes, Pyroglyphidae. The record is from RefSeq and is a predicted model, not a curated record. Gene Ontology annotation, cellular component: nucleolus; 90S preribosome.
AAAACCUAUUCUAUGAACGGAACAUUAUUCCACGUGCUCGAGAAUUUCAUUUUUGUUGAUGGAUUUUCGAAAUUCUUUUAAUCAUAAUCAAAUUAUUUGAAACAAAAAUGACUACAUUUCAAAAGGCAACACUUUUUGAUUCGGAUCAUGAAGAUGAUGAUAAUGAUAAAGAGCCUGAUAUGAAUCCUGGUCAAUCAUCACCAACAUCAUCAACAUCGACACUCGUAAUUAAUACUGAAAAUUCUUAUGCCGAAAAAUAUGAUGAUUGGCGCCGUAAAGAAGAGCUACAAAAAUUAAAAGAUAAAUAUGGUGAUAAUCUUGACAUUAUGUCUGAAAUUGAUGAUGAUGGUGAUGGUAAUGAUGAUUCUGGUGCUGGUCAAUCCAAUUCAAGCAAUGAAACUUCAAGUGAUGAUGAUGAUGAAAGUGGUGAAUCAUUGACCGAUGAUCCUUUCGAUGAUGAUUUUUUCAAUGUAUAUUCAGCAUUGAAAAAUAAAGAUUCAAAAAUUUAUGAUAAAAAUUUCAAAUUUUUUACCAAAGAUGAUAAUGAUGAUGACAGCAAAAAUAAAGAAUCUGAAAAGACAAUUCCAAAACAAAAAGCUGAAAAGCUUACAUUGCAAAAAUAUCAUGAAAAAUUGAUUGAAGAGAAAAAAGGUAUUACAGAAGAAGAUGAAACAAUGUUGAAUAAUAAAUCGAAUGAUGAACAACAACAACAACAACCUGAAGGCUAUUAUGAAGAACUUUAUAAUAUCCGUAAAGAUAUUAAAGAUAUUUUCAAAGAAAAAUGUAAUCCAGAUGAUGAUGAUGGUGAUUUAUUUUCAAUUAAACAUUCGGAUAAUAUUGUUAAGAAAAAAGAGACCAAACCAAAAUCAUUGCCCGAAAUUUGGACAAAUGAUGAAAAACUUGAUGAAGAUGAAAAAUUCCUAAAACAAUAUGUUUUAAAUCGUGGAUAUGUACCUUUAACAUUAGACUCUAAUGAUAAUCGAUUGAAUCGAUAUAAAAAUGUUGACAGUCAUUUUAGGAUUGUCGAUGAUGAUGAUAAUAAUGAGCAAAAGCUUUCGGAAGAGAACAAACCAUCAGUUGUUGAAAAUAUUCGAAAAAAUUUAGAUGUUCCAAAAUUUCAUUAUGAAGAACCGGAUGCAACAAUUAUUAAACGUUAUCCACGUAAUAUUGAUUCUAUACGUGAUACAGCUGUUGUUAAUGAUAAAAAAUCUAAACGUGCUGAAAUACGUGAACGUAAAAAAUUGGAAAAACAACAGGAAUUAAAACGAUUACGAAAAAUGAAACGUGAAGAAAUUGAAAAGAAAAUUGAAACAUUAAAAUCAAUUUCUGGAAAUGAUCGACUUGAUUUAAAAGAUAUUGAUUUGAAUGUUAUUAUUGAUGAUGAAAAUGAUUUCGAUGCAGAUAAAUAUGAUGAAAAAAUGAAAUUAUUAUUCGGUGAUGAUUAUUAUAAUAAUUCGGAUGAUUCAAAACCUGUAUUCAACUAUAUUCCUGAAAUUGAUGAUGAGCUUUAUGAAGAAAUGAAUAUCAAUGAUGAUAAUACGAAAAAAAGAAAGAAGAAAAAUAAACGAGAAAUUAAACAACAUAAAGAUAUUAUGGCCGAUGAUGAUAUUGGUUUGUAUGAUGAUAUUGUUGGUGGUGAUUUGGCCACACGUUUUCGUUAUCGUAUGGUUGAACCAAAUGAUUUUGGUCUUACCGAUGAAGAAAUAUUAUUAGCCGAUGAUAAAGAAUUGAAUCGUUGGUGUUCAUUGAAAAAAAUGACACAAUAUCGUUCAAAAGAACGAGAACAAUAUGAACGAAAAGUUUAUCAACAAAAAUCACAAAAUCUUGAAUUGAAAAGAAAAAUUCUUAAAAGUGUUUAUAAUAAUGAUGAUGAUAACAAUGAUAAUGGUGAUUUAAUGCCAACCAAAAAGAAAAAGUCUUUAUAUCCAAUUGCUGUUGAUCAAUUAUCGAAUGAAAAUGAUGAAACAAAUAACAAAAUUGUAGAUAAUCAAUUAACUAAUACGAAUGACAAUGGUGAUACGGUUAAAAUAGAAUCGACAAAAAAACGUAAACGUAGACGUAAACGAAAUCGUGCCAACAAAACCGAUUCGGAAUCAGUAUUAUCAGAUAAAAUUAUCAAUAAUCAACAACAACAACAACAACAAUCAUCAUCGAAUGGAAAUGUAGAACAAUCGAUAAAGAAAAAAUCUCGUAAAAGACGUCGAACAAAUAAUAAAAAUUCGAAUCCAAAAGAUUCAAAUGGAAAAAUAUCCGAAAUAUCUGGUGUUAGUGUACAAAGAUUGAAAGCAUAUGGCCUAAGUAAUCGUGAAUUAAAACGAAUGCAAAAAUAAAUAGAUAGUGUAGUGUAAUUUUGUUUGGUUUUAAUUUUCUUUUUUUAUUAUCUUUUAUUUUCAAUUAAAAAC